Messenger RNA from Dermochelys coriacea (leatherback sea turtle), 2656 nucleotides. Its product is annotated as uricase-like. Gene Ontology annotation, biological process: purine nucleobase catabolic process; urate catabolic process. Gene Ontology annotation, molecular function: urate oxidase activity. The transcript is spliced from 8 exons. Gene Ontology annotation, cellular component: peroxisome. NCBI's taxonomy places the organism in Eukaryota, Metazoa, Chordata, Testudines, Dermochelyidae. The record is from RefSeq and is a predicted model, not a curated record. The coding region runs from base 90 to 1010 and encodes 306 amino acids.
GCUCCUCCUCUGACAUUAAGAUGACACCUUUUAUAGUGCAGUAGCUGCUGUAGCUGCUCUUACUCUUCUCAGCCAUCCAAGAGAUAACAAUGCAGCAGCCUGCAGUGUGUCACCUGCCAAAUGAAGAUGUGGAAGUCCUGAAUUCUGAGUAUGGAAAGAACGUGAUUAAACUCCUUCGCAUUAGAAGAGAUGACAAGAAACACUUCAUUAAAGAAGUGGAAGCUUGCGUACAUAUUAGACUGAAUUCUGUCAAUGAGUACUUGCAUGGAGACAAUUCUGCUGUUAUCCCUACUGACACCAUAAAGAACAUCGUCUUAGCUUUGGCAAAAUGCAAAGGGAUCCAAACUAUAGAACAAUUUGCCCUGGACAUCUGCAAUCAUUUCCUUUCAUCAUAUUGUCAUGUGGUGUACGUCAAGACCUAUGUUCAAGAGGUACCAUGGCGGCGUCUAGAAAAGAAUGGAAUUCCCCAUGUCCAUUCCUUUAUCUGUGUUCCUGAAGGAAUUCGCUUUUGUGAAGCUGAACAGUGUCAGAAUGGUUGUCCACUUGUUAACUCUGGAAUUAAAGAGCUGAAACUUAAGAAAACAACACAGUCUGGAUUUCAAGGCUUCCACAAGGACAAAUACACCACAAUUGCUGAACGGACUGACAGGGUUUUAAGUGCAGAACUAUUCUGCAAGUGGUCCUAUGGCGAGUGUAAAGAUAUUGACUUUGACUGCAUAUGCAACACUGUUCAUGAGUGUGUCCUUGAGGCAUUUUCUGGGCCACCUGACUGUGGGAAAUACUCACCUUCUCACCAGAAGACUGUCAACAAUAUUCAGAUGCUCACCCUGGCAAGAGUUCCACAGAUACAGGAGAUUGAAGUCACCUUGAACAACAUUUAUUAUGAUGUCAUAGACCUGAAGAAAUUUGAAUUGACCAAUGACAAGGAGGUUCUGAUUCCAGUGGACAUUCCCUAUGCUUCUUAUACAUGCACUCUCGGUAGGAAGAAGUGCUUAAGAGAGCAAGCCUAAAAUGCAAGAGAUGAGCAGCAAGUCAAUUGGAUGGAUGUUUUGACAAGGGACCAACUGAACAUAUGGGAUCCAUUCACACAUACAGGACACACUUACCAUGUGGUUUUCUUUUCAGAAUGUAUCCAUUCCAUUCAUUGAUCUAACUUUUCCCGCUACAAAUUACAGAGAUUGGGAUUUUGAAAGGAGCCUAAGGAAUUCAGCUAUCCAAACCCCAACAAAUCUCAAUAGGAUUUUUGCACCUAAUUCUCUUGGGUUCCUUUGGAAAUCCCAGCCAGAAACAUUAAAAUCAGUUCAUUAGAAGACAAUUAUUUUUAGGCUUAUUAUGAAAGUUCCAGUUAAUUAGUUAAUGUCUGUAAUGUGCUUUGCACAUUUAAAAUCCUAAAUCGGUUCUAUAAAUUAUUUAUUAAUGGUCAUGCAUUAAUUCAGUCUUCAUAUUAACACUAAAAUUUAUAAAAUUAUAUCUUCUUUACAAUAUUAAUAGUACAGAUGUUGACUAAUUUCCAUUUAAGGGUUCUAGUUAGAUGGCUGCUGCAUUAUUGCUCCUCAAACAACCAGUUAUGGGGAUUAUGCAGCUAUAUAAUGUUAAUCAUUGAAAUGCUUAAGGUAUUUCUUUGAGAUUAUUUAGGUCUUGUUCUUUAAUUUAACAAUACUAUCAUGACUUCUGAGCAGGCAGAGUCAACCAAAGAAGUGAGCUAUGACUUUUUGGGGAGAAAAAUGGGUAGGCAAAUUCCACUUUAUUUACAACUCAUUUAAAAUGUUUAAGUACUCCAGGACACAGCUUUGAGCACAGAUAUUAAAUAGCAAAAUCAGCACAUCUUACUCCUAUGUGUUCACAACCUGCAGCUAACACAUCCACAAUAUAGAACCUGCUCAAAUCCCACCAGCUUGAAACUGCUGCCUUUAGUUUCCAAGGGCAGGAUUUUAAAAGCUACUAAGUGACAUAGGAGCUUAAAUCCAAUGUGACUUGUGCCCAAAUCACUUGGGCACUUUUGAAAAUCGCACCCCAAAAUGCUUUGGGCAUUAAAAUCCUCACUCAAUAUAUUUAGACUUAUUUUGCCCUACUGGAUCUGAUCACGUGCUUUGGGUAGCACUAAAAAUUAGGGAACACAUCCUGAAUAGGAAUUUAGGAAACCGAGGUUGCUUGUAACAUAGGAGCAUCUCUCCCUCUCUUUUGCACAAAAGGAUUCAUCUGCUUGUGUUAAACGCUGCAUAAAAUUGGAAGGCAGCUACUGCUCAUCAAAAUGUGACAUCUUCUUAACGACAAUAGAACAACUUAUAUCAAGGGUUGGAUUUGUUCCAGAUGUGCUUUUAUUUGCCUGAACUGAUGACUAGUUGACCCAACUAAUUGGUCUGUAGUUCUUUUAACUCUGUGCUGAACAUUACUUCCUUCCUUGUGUGAAGUUUAUUGUAUUACAUUUGAGGGUCUCAUCUCUUUUCUAUUUCUGCUGCAUUAUUAUUUAGAUGACUACAUGGUCUUGUAGAUUAUCUAUACAUCUUUUAAUAGAAAAAUAAAAAGCAAAGUUUAAAAGAAAACUGCUUCUUGGCUAUUAUAUUGAAUUGGGAAGAGCCCAUAUCGAUUUCAUUAAAAUGAAUAUAUACCAGAUAACAUUACUAAUAUUAAUUUCAGAUCAGUCCCCCCAAAAAUG